This is a messenger RNA of Paramuricea clavata, 21159 nucleotides long. NCBI's taxonomy places the organism in Eukaryota, Metazoa, Cnidaria, Anthozoa, Malacalcyonacea, Plexauridae. The record is from the annotation of a GenBank genome assembly.
AUGACAAGGCAAGAUAUUAAAAAAGAGGGAGAUAGGGAUGAGAAUUCGUCCGUCCCUGCGUUUGGAGUUAGUGGACAGUUUAUGAUGACCUCGGAGGAGAAAGCAGUUCCUUCAGAGGAUUUUAACCCACGGAAAAUCGUCGCUUUAACUCUUGACGACUCUCUGGCAAGGCUUUUUGAAUGUUUAACACUUGAAUACAGGUAGGAACUAAUGGAAAUCUGAUGAGUUGGUAUAUGAGUAUCCGACCAUUGGGACGAUUCUCAUGUGUACCACCAACAAGAAAUUUAUAGCGAUGUUGCCGAUGCUGUUCCUCGUUCUUUAUUAAUAAAUGGCGUUUAUUUAUCAACGACAAGAAUGAAUUUUUAAAGAACAAGGCAUUUUAAAACAACGCUAACUUGAGGUUGUAUCAUUCUAUUAAAGUUGAUCGAACUAGUUAAAUUCAAAGUUCAUGCAUAUAAUACCAGUAAAAUUGGUCACGGAAUUCUAUCGUUGUGUAAUCUACUAAUCUGUUAUUGUAUUUGUACAUAUGAUUGUGAAUUGUAUGCUAUUUUUGUACACAGUAACACAUGUUAAACUCGAAUGAACAUAAAAUAUACAAGAUAAGUGGCUUUUCGUGCAAUAAUGUUGUAACCUUAGGUGUCAUUAAAAAUAUGUUUUGUUUAUAUUGGCACGUAAUAUGAGGUCAUUUGGAGGAAUUCCAGGAAUUUAAUCGUAGAAUUUAAGUAAACAUUUCCUUAAAAUGUCAUCAAUAUUGAAUAAUAUGUCACUGCCCCCUUCAAUAUUCCGAUGCAUAAGGCCAUGGGAAUGAAAGUCAUAGAUUUGCGUCCGGAUAAUUUUGAAAAAACAUGCGGGGUUUUUUCAUUAUUCAUUAUUUUUUUACCAUCCUUUUGGGUGGUAAAUACAGAGAUCAAAACAUGAAUUACCGUUUACGCCACGGAAUUACAUAUAUCUCGAGCUCACGCAGUUGCAGUACUGAAGAUCUGUGUGCCAAUUUCGCCAUUUCGGUGAAUAUAAUUUGGAAUUUCAUAGUCAUAGAAUGUGGAUACUGAGGACAAACACACUGCCAUAUGCGAGGGGUGUAUCACUCAAAAAAAGCGUACGAGAUUUGGGGAUUUUCAAAAUCCCUCAGGGAUUUUUAGGGAUUUUCACGGAUUUUUAGGGAUUUUCGAGGGAUUUCAAAUAAAAAAAAUCCCAGAAAAAAAUCAACAACUUCACAAAAACUUUACUUUUACUUUAGUUUUGUACCAUUAUUAACACAUUAGACAGCUAGACUAACAUAGCGAUGACUGGAAAUACCAAAAAUAACAAAGAAUGUAAAAGUUUAAAUCUGACUGAACAGUAACACUCACCUAAACGUUAGAGGAUGUAUCACUCCAAAAAGACCUCACCUAUUCCUAGAAUGCUAAUUAUUAAGUAAAAAGUAAUAAUAAUAAUAGUCGACAGUAUAGCUCCUGCCAAAUAAUGUAAACUUUAUUAUUUUGUUAAUGUAACUUUUGAAGAUACACCAUAGAAUAUCAAAGAUUCUAUUGUUAACAAAAACGUCUUUACCAUAUAUUUGUACCUAAAAUAACCAAUCGUGGCACAGGCAUGCACAACAAAGUGAACUUAUUACUUUAAUUAAAAUCAAAGGUUAUUUUUGAGUGCCAGUUGGGUAAAACCUUCCGGACCACCUCUACAGGAAUAGAAAACGAAAACUCAGGAUUUUCUUGCAAGGAGGAGUCGUCAAUACUUCCAACAUAAUGCUUCAUGGAUAAAUAACCAGGAGUAAAAACGUUUUCGAUUGGUUUAAAAGUUAUUAGACCUCCGCUGGUAUUGUUUCCAGAAACAGCUCGGGUUCCUUGAAACCAGUUUGCCAGUACACCAAUGUUCUUAUGCGAAUCCUUUGUGAGAUCUACAUAGUCUGACGAGUAUUGUCUUUCUUUCUUGCUGCCAGUAAGGUAGGAAAACUGGAUAACUCUGCCAACUAGACACUUUUCACAGUCUACUCUUGAAAAGAAACAAAGAUCUCCACAUCGCACUGAUUUCUGUGGUCCUGUUUCUCUACCUGUGUUCGAAAAGAUGUGACUUGGCUGCUCAUCACGUACACGCAACAAGCGGUCGUUCGAAAGUUGAAAGUUUUCUUGUAAAAGAUAACGGCCAUUAUAACGGCCAUUAUACUUGUAACCAGAGUAGUUCAGCUUUAAUUAAAAAACUUGUUUUAAAAUACUUAUUAAUUUUGUAACGAUAUUGGGAAUGUUACUAAUUGAAGGAAUAUGCAUAUACAUAUACAUUCCAGUGACAGUGAGUGAGGCAGAGUAGACACCACCAUAGCCCAUAAGUUCUAACAAGCUCAGAAUGCUUCUGUUUAAUUAAAAUAAAGAUAUGAAAAAAGAACACUUACUGUAAUCUUGAAACUAUCAACUGGUUUUAAACCAACUUGGGCCAAUUUUUCCUUAGCUUCUGGUUGAUUAUGAAUCCAGUUAAGCAUCCGUUUAUGUAUUUCGCUGACACUCAGUGGUGGGCAGGAGCUUGUGGGUUUUGUCAUUGUGAUUUUCUUCGCAGAAUCUUUUGGGAUUUUUUUAGAUGACCUUUCUGACUUAAGUUUCUCCACAGCAUCAAGAAAUUUUGUUAAUAAUGUUGAAAAAAUUGGGCUGCAUGCAGUACUUAAUCUGAAAAUCAUUUACGUUUAUUUUAUUAUCUCUUUUUUUUCUCGAAAAUAAAUAACAAAAUCAUUCAAUAGUUUUGAUUUUGAAAAUUUGGCAUACAUUUUUGAAGAAAAAAAUCAAUACCAUUGUUGAAAAUUCCAAACAUUGCAUCUUUCUCUUCAACAAUGUCUGCCACUGUUUUGACAAACGAGUUUCAAUCUCGUCUUUGCUUUUUAGUUUAAGAACCGAAUCUAUUGUCUCAUAGCCGCUGAAUUUUAUUAUGUUUUUUAGAUAAGUUCCUUUUGAAGGAAACAUAUUCCAAAUUUCAUCAGGAAUAGCAUCUGUAGUUUUUUUAGGAUCUGUAGAAUCAAUUUCAAAAACCUCGUCAACCUCCAUUUUUAACGCAAUAGUUUUGGCGCGAAAUUAGUGCAUAACCUUACAUGAAGUAGUUGGAGUACUUAGGAUUUUUAGGGAUUUUUAUUGAUUUGCAGGGAUUUUCAGAGAUUUUUCGAGAUUUUUAAAGAUUUCUCGAGAUUUGGGGGAUUCUUAAGGAUUUUUAAGGAUUUUUAGGGAUUUUUUUGAGGGGUGUACGAGAUUUUUUGAGUGAUACACCCCUCGGCCAUAUGUUCAUUUUAUUGUAAUCAAUACACAAUUUUAUUGCUAAUUUUAUUGAGUUUUGCUUUAUUUGUGAAAAUAAUGAAUUUUUUUGUAAAUAAUGAAAAUUUUAGGCGGUAGCUUUUGAGGCAUGCGGGCGGUGGACGCAAAUCUAUGACUUUCAUUCCCGUGGCCUAAGGCAUAUUUAUACCAUUUAAGAAUAUGUAAACAGUUGACAUUGUGUAAACGCAUAUAAAACCCCGCUCAAUCAAGGAUGAGAGUCGGCAGUCACGCAUUAUUACAGGGGACAUUUAAGCUCUAGAUUAACAAAAUAAAGGUUUGAUUCAUGAGUGUUCCAACUAAUGUUUUAACUUCAAUAAAAUACAUGAUACUGUUGUUGGGAAAGCAUUAAGAACAGCUACUGCGAUUUCCAGUUGAGUGUGGAAUUACGAAAGUUUGUUCGUAGAAUUUGUUCGUUAAUUUUUGUCGUUUGAAAACAAUGUUUGUGACGUCAUUCUAUAAUGUUACCAGGCGAGCACACAAUGUUGUCAAGUAAAAACCGUUAGACUGCCAAUCAUUACAAAACGAAAUAAGUUUCUAUUUAUAGUUGUGAACUUGGCAGUGUUUUACUUGACAACAUUGUCAGCUUGCCUAACAACAUUAUAGAAUGAUGUCACAAACAUUGUUUUCAAACGACAAAACUUGACAAACAAACUUUUGCAAUUCCAUACUCAACUGGAAAUUGCAGUAACCAAGAUUGCAUUGCAUGACUGCCAACUCUCAUACACUCGUUUGAUCCAGGUUUAAGAUGUAAUAUCUACCCCCUGCCAUGGAAAAAAAGUUAAUCUUUCAAGUUAAUCUUUGUUAAGCCCAUGGCAAGGGCACUAUUAACGCACAGGCAUUUAUACCCCGAUAUUUGACAACGUAGCUAAGUGCAACAAAAGUACCUUAUUAUAGGAUAUUAACGAUGCACUUUAUUAGCACGACAUCAAAUUAACGCGGAUUGCUUCUAGGUCUUUUAAAACAUGAUUAUAUUAACGCGAAUCUGAUCUCCAUGGUUGACAAAUUAAUUAAAUUAACGCGGAUCGGAAAAUAUAGCCACAACAACAACAAAGGUUUAAUGUUAAGAGGAGCACUGAUGUUUUUAGUUUACGUUAAUAUGCUGUAUUUUGAUAUUAAAAGAGUUAGUGUUGUAUAAAACAAAUCUAGGUAUUUUUAACUAACGAUAAAUGAAAAUUACAUACUUAAAAUUAACAAUCACAUAAUUUUUAAAAUCCGCGUUAAUAAAGUGCAUUGUUAAUUUCCUAUAAUAAGGUAUAUUGCAUUUGAUAUUUUGCACCUGAAAAUAGAACAAACUUCUAUGUUUGAAGCGAAGACCUAAUAGCGUGGGUCUGUUAUAAGUUGUCUGUCAUGUAACAAAAACAUUGCAAACCAAUGGAUCAUCUAUCAAGACAGAUUAUCUGUAAUUAUCUGUUAUUGAUCUGUCUCUAUGUUGAAAUACGGCAUUUAGACAAAAAAUCGGCUGAUUUGUCUGGUGUGUUUACAGUACGAUGGAUCAAACAAGUCAUAAAUAUAACCUUGUUCUUAUAAAGUUUCUAUGAAAAAUUCCUUUGUCUAUAUGAAAAAUAGUCCGCAAGUAAUAGAAAACCAUACACUGGAUUACAUGCGUGGUCUUCAAAUUUCACUUUCUGUUUCAUUUGUAUAGUGGCAGCAUCUUACUCACGCCAAAGUGGAAGAAUUUCCGAAGCCAGAAACUCAAGUUUGCUGAGAAAACUAGAAUCAAUAAUGCAAUCUGGAGAUCCUGGCAUAUUCAAUGUUAGUAAUGUAUACAGCAUGAUCAGUCAUGUUAUAUCAGAUAGGUUGUAUCUCAGAUACAACAUAGACUCAAAUGCUUUAUAUGGCUUGUGAAAUGUAAUGAUUUUCAACAAUUGUGUUAAAAGAAAUUGUUCAAAAAGAAGUGAUUUUAAAUUAAGUGAGGAAAUUAAGGAAAAAAUUUAUGCAAAUCAGGAGAAUUUUGUACAUAUGGAUAUAGCAUUUAAAUGUUGAUUUUUUAAAUUUUUGUCAUGAAUUAUUAAAUUAAAAGCCUUUCUGCAAGAAUGAAACCCCAGUCAAAUACGUGAAAUGCAUGUGCACUAAUCACUGUGACACUAACACACGCUCUCUCUUCUGUGAUGACAUAUAAUUUCAUUGUGAUGUGAUUGUUUUGUUUCAGUUAAAGAAAGCAAGAGACCGCUCUUCUGUCAGUUUGACAACCCCUUGACAGAGAUGGCCAAACAACCACGGCCUGUGGUAAGUUAACUGAUAAAGAAAAGUUAAUGUUUUAUCUUGUACCACAUAGACACUGCAAGCCACAAACAGUCUUCCAUACAUUCACACAAAUUAGUAAGGAGUUGGAAAAUGAAAGUCAAUCCCCCCAAAACUAUAAAAUGUUACCCCCUACCCAUUGAAAAUCAAUCUCUGACUCUUUGGAGGACCCCACUCUUUGGAACUUGACACCCCCUUACUUUGAAUGUUGACUUUCCCCCACCUCUUUUGUCUGUUGCCCCCCUUGAGGAAUCCUCUUUGAAAGUUGAAGCCUCCUCCCCAGAUUUGGAAUUUGAACAACCCCAAUUUAAACUUUAAAUUUGAAAGCUUAACCCCACAUUUUGGAAACUGAUCUCCCCCACUCUUUGGAUCCCCCACCACCCAUUGGAAGCUGAUCCAAGGCUUACCCAGGCUUCCUGCCAUCCUCUGGAAAAUGACACUUCCCCUGUUGAUCUUUGGCAAUUAAUCCCUCCCCUAUUUGCUCUUUUCUCCAUAGAAAUCAUGGACACUUUCUUUCUUAAAUAUAAUCAAUAGACCUUUCCCCUUUUGAGUGAAACUUUGAUCUAGACAAGUCUGGACAAAAAUUUCAUCACAGCUUGAAAGAGCAUCACAAAAUUAGUAAUAUUCCGAAGUUUCGUUGCGAAAUGUUGUAAAAUGCGGAUAAUAUAGCCUUGCGAAGUUUGCCGUUUUUCAGUCAUUUUGUAUUUGUUUGUUCAAAGCUGGGUUAGCUUAACCCUAGGUUAACGCAAAAUUCAAAUCAAACUUCCUGACCGCUUGUCUAUAAAUUUGGAAAUAUUUCUUCAGAGAUCUUGUCUGGAUCGAAAAUAGUUUUCUUCUCUGAAGUUUUGAAAUAAACAGACGUGCAGAAAUAUACAAACUAAAACAACAGGUUAAAUUUUAACCCAGGGUUAGCGCUAACCCACCUUUGAACAACAGGCCCCAGAUGAUCAAAUUUGAUUACCAAUUUCCCAUUUGUAAUGCAAAAUGACUGAAAAACGGCAAACUUCGCAAGGCUACAUUAUCCGCAUUUUACAACAUUUCGCAACGAAACUUCGGAAUAUUACUAAUUUUGUGAUGCUCUUUCAAGCUGUGAUGAAAUUUUUGUCCAGAUUUGUCUAGAUCAAAAUUUCACUCAUAAGGGAAAGGUCUAUUUGUGAUUUCUAGACAUUGAUGAUAGAAGGUAAAUAUUGGAAACGAAAACUUGAAGCUGUCGCAACCGAAUAUCAGAAAUGGAGAGUGUUCUAUAAACAGAUGGUAUACUACAUCUAUCAUUUUCAACAUUUAAUAAAAUAACCAAAUUAUGCUUUGUACAUAUUGGACAAUAUUCCCUGUUUUUAUCAGGUGGAGGACAAGUUCCAAGAUGUUGAAUUAAGACACCAGACCGAAGAGGUAUUAAUAUCUUCCAUAUUUGUCAAGGAUAUUUUUGUGGAUGAAAUAUAAAUAAAGUAAAUUCUCUAUAGGAACUAGUCUUGUGUACCUAAUUCACAUUGUGAUGAAAGAUCUUUUGUCAUACAAGCAAUUCGGCAUAAAGAUUUCUUCCAAAUGUAAUUAUUAAGGAAUGAUUGUGACUCUCUUUUAGAUCCUUCGUCUUGAUCAAGAAAUUUCAGACCACCUACGUGAACGCGAAAAACAACGGUAAUCUAUGUGACUAUGUUUCAAAUGUGCUUCGAAAGAUUUUAUCACGGAUUUUAUCACGGCUUGAAAGAGCAUCACAAAAUUAGUAAUAUUCCAAAGUUUCGUUGCGAAAUGUUGUAAAAUGCGGAUAAUAUAGCACUGCGAAGUUUGCCGUUUUUCAGUCAUUUUGUAUUACAAAUGGGAAAUUGAUACCGCUUUCUGAAAAAAGGUAUCAAUUUCCCGCGCGUAAUACAAAAUGACUGAAAAACGGCAAACUUCGCAGGGCCAUAUUAUCCGCAUUUUACAACAUUUCGCAACGAAACUUUGGAAUAUUACUAAUUUUGUGAUGCUCUUUCAAGCCGUGAUAAAAUAUUUGUCUAGAUUUGUCUAGAUCAAAAUUUUAUUCAUUAGGGAAUAGGUCCGUUCGUGUUUUAUCAGACCUAAAGAUAUUCGGCGGCUUCGCCUCGUAUCUUAAUAUCUGAUAAAACACUGCUGCUCAUGUUUUAAAUAGUACUUAAAACCUGAGUAUCUUGUGCUCAGCCUUUGCCUAAACAUAGUAUCCUAGCUGACAUGAACAAUGUCUGUCAACUAGAAGUCGGUGGACCCAUUGUGGAACAUGCGCGUUAGGGUAUCCUUCAAAUUGUCAAGUUGCAAAUCUUCAAUGUAACAAAUUCAGAUGGUAAAAAUGUUAGAGCCGUUCCCACGUGCUGGACUAUUUUUCUAGCCCUGACUACUGCUACAAUAAUGUACAUAUAUGAACAGGCAAUUCCAGCUUUUAGUUUAUGCCUGGUUCACACUAGUCGUAAGAAUCGGGGAUUGCCAUUGUUUGUGGUCAUUGGUGUGUAAAAUGCUUUGUCUGUCGGAAAAGAAUACAAUAGAUCGCCGAUGAAUUAAGACCAGUGUGAACCAGGCUUUAUGCGUGCAGGGGACGAUGGGAAGUAAGGUAUCAUAUUGCUGAUUGUGCUGAAAAAAUAAAAAUGGUGGCCGUGUAAACACGGAGUGAUAGCUUAUACUUGUAAAUAUUGAAAUAUUUCGGUUGUUUCGGAAGUUUUUAUUGAAAAUUUUCAGCAUAAUCAGCAAUAUGAUACCUUACUUCCCGUCACCCCCUGCGCGCAUAAAUUAAAAGCUGGAAUUGCCUAUUCUAAGUAUUUAACUUGUAAUGUUCACAUUUUGUUUUUUGAAGAAAAUUUUCGCUAGCCAACCAAGCACAAUCGUUAGGUAGUGAUGUUGGAUCACCUCUAUCACUCGUUGUCUCACAGGCGUUGGAAAUGGUCGAUUCUUGUAACUUAAUGGAAAGUACGUAGGUCAUGAUGAAGUACGAAUUUUACAAUUGAUGCAGUCCAGGCCUUAAAAUAUCUUUUCCAGGGCCGUCUGCCAAAAUGUCCGGUGACGUUGAGUUUGGGUCGGACAUAUGUCCGAUGACCUUCAGUUCAGUUUUGACUCGGAAAUAAGUCUGAACGACACAAAUGAAUAAACGGUAAAUGUUGUAAAGAUAUUAAAUACUUUGUUUCUUUCAUACUUAUUUCCAAGCCAAUAUUAACUUGCUUUCCAGAACAGCAGUAUUAAAAAAGACUUCGACAACUUAAGCCCGUUUUCCACUUCACCAUUUCGCUCGCCGACCCGUGCUCGACUACGUUAAAACAACAUUUCUAGUUCACCUUUUAUACAAUAGUACUCUGACUUUCCACUUAACAUACAAGCCUCUAGUCCUGGGCUAGGGUACAUUUUGAUUUACGUCGGACAAAGCUACCGUUCAGUCGGACACCAAUACACUCGGGUCGGGCAAACAAUAAACCUCAGUUUCACUUUGGUCGGACAGAAUGUCCGGUGGUUUCCUUUCUACGUCGGACAAUUUCACGAAUGGGUCGGACAAUGUCCUUGAUCGACCGAUAUUUUAAGGCCUGGGCAGUAUGAACAGUAUGUUUUUGUUUUUUUUACUAUCAUGUUGAAACAUAGACAGGGGCGCUGAAGUUUGCUCGUUUUCGGGUUGGACAGAAAUGGUUGUGUUGUUUGAUUGUGUAAUUAUAGGCGAAGCUAAAUAAAUAAAAACAUUGACAUUGAGACGGUUUCUUCAUUUUCCAGACAUGGUAUUUUCACUUCCCGACACUCUAUUCUCAAGUCUUGCUAACAACCAGGCCAUGGGCAGAGUCAGAUCUGGCACGUUUAAAGGUAUAACUGUGUUUUAAUGUUUGUGCACUGCAUUUAUAUUUUAGUUAGAAAACACAAGCAAACAAUUUCUAACAAUGCUGUGCUGAGUGGUUAUAUUACUACUACCUUAAAAAAUAAGCAGAAACUCGACGUUUCGAGCGAAGGCCCUUCUGUAUCGCACACACGAGUAAUAACUAUAUCAGUUCUAAACUGUUCUAUCUAGAGGUCCAGUAAGGUACAUCUCUUAUUGAUCCAGUGUUACUACAUGAGGAAACCUAAACUAAACUAACUUUAUUUAUGCUGGAUAGCUCUAUCAGUUCUAAACUGUUCUCCCUAGAGAUCCAGUAAGGAUCAUCUCUUAUUGAUCCAGUGUUACUACAUGAGGAAACCUAAACUAAACUAACCUUAUUUAUACUCGAUAGUUCUAUCAGUUCUAAACUGUUCUCCCUAGAGUUCCAGUAAGAGCGAUCUCUUAUUGGGGCCUGACCCUCCUGUAAAAAUCUUGUACAAAUAAGUGAAAUAACACAAAUCACACUCAUAUAAUGUAAUUGUCAUAUAAUACCAUUAAUUAAAACAUUGUAAUUUCAUACCAUUAAUUAAAACAGUGUUUUGAAAACCUAGUUUUUUACAAAAUGUGUUCUCAGAAUGCUGCAAAUGCUAUUUCCGGGGUCCAAAUUUUAAACAUUUUCUUGGGGAGGGGGGCAUGCCCAUGAGCCCCCCCCCCCCAAUAUUUCAUAAAGUGUCCGCCACUGGAUAGACCAAAUAGUGGUCAAAUUGCGCGGACUUGUAAUCUAGUCCAGUCCUCAUACCAGGUGAUCUCGUGUUCGUAUUUUAGCCAAUCAGCGCUCAGAAAGGGUUGUCCGAAUAGAAAUCCAUUUUGAUGUAUUCAGUCAAUUAUAUCUUUCAUUAUUCUUUAUGAAACUAGUUGAAAUUUUGUAAUUAUGUUUAGUUAUGAGAACUAUAGCUCUGACAAAAAUAUGGAAUCGAAAUAAAGUAUAUUACAGGAGAUAUUCAGUUGUUUUAAUCAUAAAAUGGAUUUCUAUUUGACAACUAGUGCCAGUACUUUUCCGCGUAUCAAGAUUAUCUGGUAGUCGGAUUUGAAAUAUUACUUCUCACAUUAGACUGAGGUGAAAUUAUAAUCAGACAACUGCAGGAAUGAAACCCGGCCACCAUCAUCCAUCGCCCUCAAAAAACGUAUGUGUCUAUAACCUCAGGAUGUAACGCUGAGUGUCUAUUUGUAUUAUUUUCUCUGCAGAUACCGCAGAUACGGUACAACCAACACUAGACACUCUGCAGCCAAGUCUAGAGGCCAUGACACCUGUCCUCGAUGAAUUAAUUGAACAAUUAGAAUCCUCGAUGAAAGGCUCCGGUAAGCCGCUAGACCCCCCACGUUUGAGAUAUCCUCUUCAGGUAGUUAGUACUGGACCACCACGUUUGAGAUAUCUUUUUCAGGUCGUUCAGACACAAAGCACAACAGCCUAUUGUAGAAUGCUAUAUACCUACACUGGACCACCAUGUUUGAGAUAUCUUUUUCAGGUCGUUCAGACACAAAGCACGACAGCUUAUUGUAGAAUGCUAUAUACCUACACUGGACCACCAUGUUUGAGAUAUCUUUUUCAGGUCGUUCAGACACAAAGCACAACAGCCUAUUGUAGAAUGCUAUAUACCUACACUGGACCACCAUGUUUGAGAUAUCUUUUUCAGGUCGUUCAGACACAAAGCACGACAGCUUAUUGUAGAAUGCUAUAUACCUACACUGGACCACCAUGUUUGAGAUAUCUUUUUCAGGUCGUUCAGACACAAACCACGACAGCCUAUUGUAGAAUGCUAUAUACCUACACUGGACCACCACAUUUGAGAUAUCUUUUUCACGUAGUUCAGACACAAACCACGACAGCGUAUUGUAGAAUACUACGCACUGGGAAAAAUUUUGAAAAUCCAUAGAAGGUCAUAGAAUGGAAUUUGUAUGGAUCUUUAUUGGAAAUAGAAUGGAUUUUGGUUAUCCAUAAUAAUUGUAUAUUUUCAUACUAUGGAUAUAGUAUCGAAAUAGUAUGGAUAUACUAUGGAUUUAGUGGUGCAAUUGCAAAUUUCAUAGUAUGGAUUUUACAUUUUUUUCCAGUGACCUACACUGGACCACGAUGUUUAAGAUAUCUUUUUCAGGUAGAAUACUACCUCCACUGGACCACCACGUUUGAGAUAUCUUUUUCAGACACAAAUUACGGCAGCGUAAUGAGUUGAAAGCAUCAUGACAUUGCAUUCUAAAAUUGCGACAUUUCUCCCCCGAAGGCAGAGAGAUUCACAAAAAGCAGACAGCUUAAUGUAAACACAAAGCGCGAUCGUCAAAACAAUUCUUACGGUACCUCUUUUCUCCGCAGAGCUUAAUUGGGACUUCGAUUCGUUGGAGAAAAACUACGAUCCUUCAAUGGGUUUAGUUCACUCGUCAACCGCCACCGGAGUUGAACCAAUGGACCACUCAGGCCAGUAUACUCAACCUUAUGUAUCAUCUAUGCGGAGUAUGGUUUCAUCCAGUCCAGUAAAAACAUCGUGGCCUGCACAGACGAGUACUGUAUCGACACACUAUCCAGCAAGUUCGUGCAGUCAGAUGGAAGCUCAGUUGCCCGUAUGGACAUCGUCGCCUGUUAUUCAUCCCAAUAUAAUAGGGUACCAAACCAUCGGAAUGCCGGGGAAUUGUGCGCAACAACGACAAAAUGCCGGUAGGGCGAGACAGGUGCCAAAUGCAUCCACAGAGAUGGAUAUUGGUGUAUCUAAUCCGGUUAUCAGCUCGCGUCCCUAUGUACCACCUUUAGGUAUCGGAAAACGAUUACUAGGGCUUCCUAGCGCAUGCGCUGUCGAAGCAGCCGCUGGUCGCUUGCCACGGAAUGCCUCGGACUCACAAUUAUACCUACUUGCCGCUGGUGAUUCGCCAUCCAAACUGCGGCCGCACCUACCAGUUGAGCUCCAGGCCCCGAAUUUGGUCGCGCAACUUAAGUUGACAAAACCGCGACAAAUGCUAAUCGAGGAAAAGGCGAAAAGACUUCGUAUACCUCGUAAUAAGUCCGCCCCAGGUCUUGCAAGUUUAGAUUCAAGCUCGCAGCUUAAGAAAGCUCCACAAGUAGGCGGAGUGAGGGCCAAAAGACUGGGACGAAUUCCAAGAAAUAGGUCGGAUUCUGCUUUAGCGUCGUUGGUUCGACAAACCGAGCAAACGUCAAGUACAGCCCGACGUGAUUCUGAAUCUGGCGAUUCCCCUCCUUCAAUGCGGGCUACUUCCACCCAGCCUGCGGGCACGCUGGAGCAUACUCCACACGUGUUCACUAAACGUCAACUGUUCCACCCCGGGGGCGAGGGGGCAGCCCCGCAUCCGUCACAGCUUGUACAUGAUAUGGUGGCGCACCUCAUGACUAAGGGAAUCUCGAUGGAGGAAAUUCUUCAUAAGCUCACCAGUAUGGCAGCCGCGGGUACUGUGCCGCAGGCUCAAGCUAUCUCACAUCAGGUAGGUGUGCAGGAUACAGAAAGUAUAUUUAGAGUUCACUAAAGUUCUAAACAGUAUCUUUCAGCAUAUGCUGGUCGACCAGCAAUUAUCAAAGUGAGAAAAUAAUUUUUAUUCUUUUCAUUAUCUGCAGUAAUCUUGUAUUUGAACGCAAAUAAAUAGAAUUGAAAGAUGUAGAUCAAUUUCUUGUUUACUCUCUGCUUCCCCUGUAACGCUUUGGGAUGAAACGAGGAUGAGGGUACAUGAGGGUUGACAGUCACGCGAUCUUGGUUAGCUAAUCUUAAUGCUUUCCCAACACUAUCAUGUAUUCUAUUGAAGUUAAAACAUAGCUGGAACACUCUUCAAACCUUUAUUUUGUUAGUCUUGAACUUGAAAUGUCCCUUGUAACAAUGGGCAAUUCUAGCUAUGGACUACAUUUUGGUCUAGGCAAAAAGAACAAAAUCCAUCACCUCAGCUAGAAAGAGCAUGUUAGAAUUAGUAAAAUUGCAAAGUUUGGUUGGGAAAUGUUGUAAAAUGAGGAAAAUAUAGUCCUAUGAAAUUUGCAAACUUUGUAUUAAUUUGUAUUACGCACUGGAAUUUACAUCACUUUCGGUCCAAAUGUGGUGCAUUUUCCCGCCCGUAAUACAAAUAUUAAUACAAAAUUUGCAAAUUUCGCAGGGCUAUAUUUUCCGCAUUUUACAACAUUUCACAACCAAACUUUGCACUUUUACUAAUCCUAACAUGCUCUUUCUAGCUGUGGUGAUGGAUUUUGUUCUUCUUGCCUAGAUCAAUUUAGUCUACAGCUGGAAUUGCCCAUUCGUGCCUGCCAACUCUUGUUUGACCGGGGAUUAAAACCCACUAAUUUCUGAAAUGUUCGUUGACAGAUAACCUCGGCGGCAAGCAGCAUGGCCAGUCUGUUACAAGAACAACAACAACAACAACAACAACAACAGCAGCAGCAAACCUCUCUCUCUAAACCCCCACCCUACCCAACAUCCCAACCCCCUCGCACCUCUACAGUCACAGCCCCCCGGUGUCGACGUAAGCCCCAGACUCCCAGACCGAGCGCAAAGACAGAAUCUCCUGCGAUCGGUGAAAGAAGUGGUAUUCGAUCAAACAGUAACAUCGUUCAAAAUAUGCUUGUUCAAAACAGGGCAUCGCCCGAACCUCGGGUGCCUAGCAUUGCAUCCUCGAAUCCUGUGAUGGAGGGGCUGACUUCCCGGUGGGGGAAUGAGACCACCACCACCACCAAUCAUGGUACAACUUCGCAUACUCUUACGCAUAUGUCAGAACCGUUGUGCAUACAGAUCGCGGACACUGAUGAUUAUCCGAUGUCUGUACAAGGUAGUCUGGGAGUGACGGAGAGUUCUCCAGUUCAUAAGCAGGUCAGAGGUCGGAGAAAAGAUACAGGAAACCCAAGCACUGAAUAUUCACCAUCCAUGGUUAUGACCACGCCUUCUGUAAGUAUGGUAAGUAUAUAAACACUAACUUUAUUUACAUUGGAUAGCUCUGUCAGUUCCAAAAUGUUCACCCUUAAGGUCUAGCAUAGCACUAAUCGAAGGGGAGAUGGCUGUGAAACUCAUUAGAAAAACAAUAUAACUCAUUAUCUAUGUUAAUCAACGUUUAUUCAUAAAUCUGGUCCUUCACCGUCACGUGUGUAUUGUAUUUUUGCCCAACUAACCAAUAGCAAUGUUUUAGGAAAGUUACCUAUCCGUGACUCGAACAAUAGGGAAAUUGGAGAUUGCUAUUGGUGGAUUUGGCCAAAAUACAAUAAGCACGUGACGGUGAAGGACCAGAUUUAUGAAUAAACGUUGACUAACUUAGAUAAUGAGUUGUAUUGUUAUUCUAAUGAGUUUCACAGCCAUCUUCCCUUCGAUAGACUAUGGGUCUAGUAAGGGUCAUUUCUUAUUGAUCCAGUGUUACUACAGGAGGAAAGCUAAACUAAACUAACUUUAUUUAUACUGGAUAGCUCUAUCAGUUCUAAACUGUUCUUCCUAGAGGUCCAGUAAUAAGAGUCAUGUCUUAUUGAUCCAGUGUUACUACAGGAGGAAACCUAAACUAAACUAACUUUAUUUAAACUGGAUAGCUCUAUGAGUUCUAAACUGUUCUUCCUAGAGGUCCAGUAAGGAUCAUUUCUUAUUGAUCCAGUGUCACAACAAAAGGAAACCUAAACUAAACUAACUUUAUUUUUACAGGAUAGCUUUAUCAUUUCUAAACUGUUCUCUCUAGAGAUCCAGUAAGGGUCCAGCGGUACUACAGGAGGAAACGUGAACUAGACUAACUUGAUUUAUACUGGAUAACAUUCUUCAAGAUAUUUUUUCUAUUUACCAGACAUCAACCGUUCAUAGCGAGGCUCAGGCGUCUUCGUCGUCCAAGACUGACGUGACGAACAGCAGAGACGGUAUGAAAUACUUUUUGAGCUUUUCCUAUCAUGCCUGUAUGUGGAUACUCUGCUAGCAGAGUAGUAAGGCUCGUCCUCGGUUGAUCCGGUGUUCAAGUUUUAUAUGAACAUAGUCUUUGGAGACAUGGUCUGGAAACUCAGUAAACUUCAAAACGGUUAUAAUGAGCUGGGAGUUUAUGUUGAGCCGUACCUUACACCGUGCACAUGCUUUGUUUAAGAUUUAUUAAUAUUUAAAUAGCAUGGUUGAAUGACUGAACUGAAUCGUUGCUGUUGGAUGAUUCAUUCAAAUUUUCCUGAAAUACAAUGUGUUCAUUGACCGUGCACUGUGCACAAAACUGCAUAAACGCGAACAAAAAGAUAGAACAAAGACUUUAGCGGAGUUUCCAAACAGUGUUUUGAAAGACUAUGAUAUGAAUUAUAAACGUAUUCUCGUUGUAGGCCCAGCAUCUCCAACCGUUCAAGACAACACAAACACAGACUCAGAACCUCAGGUAUUUUUGUCUUCAAUAAUUCUUAAUGAUAUUCCACCUUGAUAUGCGAGUCCACUAUCUGGUGCUCUAAGAUUUAAAAAAUUUUCUUCAAUGCGUUUUGUUUUCAGAGUCGCUCAGGACCACGAUCUAGAAAAGUACCUAAAGAAAAAUAUAAGGUAAGCCAAAAUAAUACCAUGUGAGCAAAAAUAUAUGGAGCUCACGGCCCGAGAAUACCAUAGACACAGGCCACCGCGAGCCGAUUGCACGAAGGCGGAUAAUGAAUUUUUCAAUCAAAUUGUCUAGGAACAUCGCAGAAUGGUUCAUGUAUCAGCUGAGCAGAAAAGAAGGGGUCACAUUAAGGUAUUCACAAAACAUGUUUGAAAUCUACUCCAUAUGAAGAACUGCUUAAUAAAAUAGGAACUAUACCAUUGAGACAGCAAAGAGUUAAGAAAAUAAUAUCGAAUGUAUAUAAAUUAAUAAAUGACUGAAAGUCUUUCUAAAUCUCAGACAAAGUACAUACUCGCUUAGAGGUAAAGAUAUUUUAAAACUGCCCAAAGUAAAUUCGACCACGUAUGGACUGAAGUCUUGGCGGUAUCAAGCCGCCAAAUUAUGGAACGCUCUUCCCGACCUAGUUAGAUCGGCAGAGAACUAUAAGCUAGGCUUUUAAAAACAGUAUAAAUGACAUUGACAUUGAGCAUAUUCUGGAUAUUUCCAAUGCAUAAUUAGUGUAAAUAGUUAUUUGGUUGAUUUAUGUAGAUAUUGAGAUAUAUAAUAGUUAGAAAUUCGUGGCAUUACCUGUAAAUUAGCUGAGUGUAGCUAAGUGUAAUUGUUUCACGUUAAAUGUAUUGUAUUGUAUUGUAUUGUAUUGUAUUGUAUUGCGCCAGCGACUCACUGGGGUUUUGACACACGAGUAUUUAUAUUUAUCUAGAUGGGUUUUGAUCAAUUGGUUGAAAUGGUCCCUUCGCUGGCCUCGCAAGGAAACACGAAAAUAAGUAAAGCUUCUAUUUUAAGAAAAUGUAAGUGUCUACAGUUAUCAAAACUGAAUGGAAUAAUGAAAUAAUUUUUUUCUAAAUAUAAAUAUGUUUCCUGAAUAAGGGAAUACCGAUUUUUUUUCCGUGCAGGAUUGCGUGAUCCAUGCAUGCACUAGGCCACGAGGGAUGUCGCGAGACUUUCGGAAAGCGUAGAAAUACUCGAGCCGCAGGCGAGUGUAUUUUUACGCUUUCCGAAAGUCGAGCAACAUCCCAAGUGCAUGGAUCACGCUAUCCUGCUUGGAAAACCAUUUGGUAUAAUUGUUUUAUAAAAUAACUACAGUGAAACAAUGACAUUUUGAAAAUCCCACGAAGGCAUUUUAAUUCCUCGUGCGGGAUAGCCUGAUCUUGCACGGCUAUUGACCAAUCAAAUUGCGUGUUUCACUGUAGUUAUUAUAUAAUAUGUUUUCUUUCAGCUGUCGACUACAUUUUGCAAGUUCAACAAGAACAGCAACGCAUGCUGAAAGAACGGGAGAAACUGAAGCGAGAUAUCGAAGAACUAAAUAUUGAAAUAAGGUUCGUCAAACAGAGUCUCUGGUUUACGCUAUCAAAGUUUCUGAGAUCACAGUAAGAAUUUUGCAUUGUAGGUAAAUUCUACGUUUUGAAGGAUUUGUAAGAAAUGUUUAGAUAAGUCGUUUAUUAUUACAAAAGGUACCAGCUUUGCAGUCAAAACACUGAAUUACGCUGAAAUACUCUUACAAUGAAUUGCGUAAAAUUUAUGUUAUAUUUACAAGAUUAAUUAAGAAAUUUUUUUAAAGACCAUGUAAAGUCCGUUCUGCGCGUACGUUCUGCGCAGGCUUACAUUCCAAUGGUCGGGAAUGUUAUUAAUAAUUCGUAUCUUUUGAACUUUUUUGAAUUGAAUCUCCAGCCUGUAUUCAUUUACAAGCAUAGCGAACCAGAAGAGUGUUAAAAAUUUAGUAUAAUAUAUAUCUAAUCGUAUUUUACAACUGCAGCACUGAGUUCAAAAUGUAAACAAAGCGUUUGUUUACAUUACGGACUUUACAUGGUCUUUAAAUUUUUUAAAAAAAUAUAAAAUUACGAAUCGAAGUUAAAUGUACUAUAAAUAAUUUUUUGAACCGACCUGUCUUUAAACUGACUUAGUGUUCAACACUGAGUCAUUUCCCUCAAAAUGUUCGUUCUGUGUAUUCGACGAUUGGAUACCCCCCCCCCCCCACCCCCAAUCCACCCCCCACACCACCCUCACUCGUUUUGAGCUGGGUACGCUCCUGUGUACAACGAAAGACCUUUAUACCAACUUAUUUUUCCAUGUAGUAAUUGUCAACAACAGUUACCCGAAACUGGUGUGAUGGUGAACAAACAGGUACGAACGCUCUUCAUAUUUUAACCUGAUUCGGCUUCGAUUCUCGCUACGGACUCAUGUGAAAAGAGUCAGUCAACGCUCUGCCGAAAGUCGUGGGUUUACUCUCCGGGUCCUCCGGUUUCCUCCCACAGGGAAAGUUGACAGGGUGGGUUACAGGGUUUAUUUUAAGAAAAAUUUAGAACUGCACACAUAGGGAUAUUACGAGGGCAACGUGUGUUUGACUUGGGGGGCGGGGGGGGAGGGGGGAGGGCGUCGAAGGAUUUUUUCCCUGCAUAUAGGCACAGAUGAGGUAAGUACAGAUAUGAAUCUCACGGCAAAUUAUGUCACACGGAUUAAAUAAACUUUAAAAUUGUAUUAAUUCACUAUUUUAUUAAAUUUUGAUAAUGCAGAGGAAUAAAACAAAACAUAUUAUAGAAGUAUUCAUGUUUUUUUUAUGCCAGAGUUAUGUUUUGAGGAAUUUAUAUCAUUCGCUGUUUUGUUAUUAUACAUGAGCUCUGAAAUUCCCAGCAAGUGUAUUUCACGAUUUUAAUAAGGAAUAGAUAGGGAAAAAAUCAAACUUUUGCUAAAUAAAAUGUUAUGUUAACACUUUUAAUAAAAAGAAAUCAAUAAAAGUGAUCGCUUACCGUUACUCUUGAAGAAUUAAUUCCAAAAAUAGCCGUCGGUAGCGUAGAUUUUUAAAAAAAACAAUUUUUCGUCUUUCGAACAGCGUUUUCCUAUCUCUUUCCUUAUUAAAUUUCAGAACGACACUUGCCAGCGCUCGCCGGAAGUGAGAAUUCCGUGUGACACAAAACAAUCAGCAAUUUGACGGAAGAUUCACAUCUGUACCUACCUCAUCUGUGAUAUAGGUGACAGAAUAAUGGUGUGGUUGGGUGGGAGAAUUGGAGAAAGGCCAGACAAACUCGUUUUUGGGUGCGGGAGCUAGGGGCUGAAUGCGGGAGCUAGAGGCUGUUAAGUUCUGGCAAAGAUUUGCUUUACUCAACCACUCACAAAAACUGUUUUAAAACAUGUACUGGGAAUCAUGGAUAUUCAAUAUAUAACAACCUUAAAUUUGCAUUUGAGGCAGCAAAGAGUAUUAAGUUCUCCCACUCUAAUCUCUUUUGGGGAGCUUCGGUCGUCCCAAUUUCACCUUCUUUUCCAUUACCCCAGCACGUAAGUGUUUUGUGAGGAAAAUAGAGUCCUCCCCCAGAAAUCGUUUAUAUUUUUGAUGCUCAAUUAAUGACGGCAUUUCUGGAAUUUUCUGGAGCAUCCACAAGGGUAAUGAGUAAAUGAGAAGACUGUUUUAAUUAAGGCUAUUUUUGUUAGUUUGGUGACUGCACAUUUGUGAUUUAAGAACUGCACAAAUGGGUUUAGAACUGCACAUUUUGUGUAGAACUGCACGUUAAAAUAAACCCUGGUGGGUUAGGAUAAACACAGUUAAGAAAGUAAUAUCACAAUUGUUGUAAUAAAAUAGUCUAGAUUAAGUAUGUAUUUAGCUAAGCGUAUAAUACUUGAUGUAAAGUGCAUUUGAUCAUGACCACAUGUAAAAUGUUAAAGAGGCUGUCAAGUCCGUUCUGCUCAUGCGCGUGUUUUGUUUACAUUUUUUGUUUCAAACAAUAGAUAAUUUAAUUAAAAUUCCGAUCUGUGGUUUGACUAAAUUAUCUAUUGUUUGAAACAAAAAAUGUAAACAAAACACGCACAUGAGCAGAACGGACUUGACAGCCUUCUUAAUUAACCUCGAAAUCUUUUUCGCUCAAUUCUUGCAUUCUCUUUCUUCAGGAUUACAUUGAACUGGAAUUAAUGUUUAAUCGUUAUAUCCAAGAACAAACCGAAGAAAAUCCAAAAUUUUGGAUCGUAUCCUCAUUCAAAUAUAAUCUCUGAACGGCCAGUGUGGGUAGUGCCAAUAACCGAUAAGUGUUGCGAGGAUGUCAUGUAGCCUAAAAUAUAUAUUUCUAUGUUUUUAGUACGCAAAACAAUGUCAGGUUGACUUGCACUUCAAAAGUUUCAAUUUAGUUCAGCCGGCUGUAGGCCACGAGAACGUCACAUGAUAUUCCUUAACUCCGGUCUGAAUGUUGCAGGCUAACUGAAAUUGCCAAUUUCAUUAAAUACUAGAUUCCCCUUAUUACGUUUUCGUAGCGCUUUGCAUUGUGGUUAUAGUGGUAUCACUGAUAUUCAAGAUGGCUUAUUUUUUGUCCUGACCGGUGCAAGAACUUUUAAAAAAAGCCUAGGGUCAGGUGCGCGAUAGCCAACAGCAAAAUAUUCGCGAAAUCAUUCAAUAUUUUCAUUCGAGGCCGCUAUCUUUAUCAGUGAUACCACUCUAACCACAAUCCAAAGCGCUACGAAAGCGUAAUAAGGGGAAUCAUCAAUUGCUGAUUUUUUAAUAAUCUGGCUAACACCCUGCUUUAUCCUGUAUUUAUCCCAAGACUUUCCUUAAUAUCAUCCUCAGUUCAGUGUAUUAAUGCGUCCAGUAUUUGAAGCGUACUGUACUACGGUAUCUACAGCGAAUUCAGAGGAGUUUUACACAACGGUUCUAAACUGGCUGAAUGAAAGUUGUUCCUUACCCAAACUAAGACCUAGUAAGUAUAUACUUCCUUUUGUCUGUUCCACAAAACCUUCAUUGUAAUUUCAAAUUCACUUUCAGUAUAAAUAGUUUCCUCCUGUAGUAACACUGGAUCAAUAAGAGAUGACUCUUACAGGACCUCUAGGCUGAACAGUGUAGAACUGAUAGAACUAUCCAGUAUAAAUAAAGUUAUUUUAGUUUAGGUUGCCUCCUGUAGUAACACUGGAUCAAUAAGAGAUGUCCUUUGCUGGUCCUCUAGGACUAGUAUAAAUAAAGUUAGUUUAGUUUAGGUUUUCUUCUGUAGUAACACUGGAUCAAUCACUGGACCUCUAGGAAGAACAGUUUAGAACGAUACAGCUAUCCAGUAGUAUAAAUAAACUUAGUUUAGUUUAGGUUUCCUCCUGUAGUAUUAAACACUGGAUCAAUAAGAGAUGAUCCUUACUGGACCUCUAGGAAGAACAGUUUAGAACUGAUAGAGCUAUCAAGUGUACAAUAAUGUUCUCUGAUUUUAUUUUCCAGGUGUCUUGUCUUCGCUACGAGAACUCAUCAAGAACACGAGUAUUCUUUCGGAUCCUUCAAAAUUCCCCGAGCAAGCCCGACUGGCAGCGAGUGCGCUCAACUCACAAACGACCUUUGACGCUCUACUGAGGUAA